AUGUCUCCGGUCCUGGUCGUUGGGGCCACUCGGGGUCUCGGAGCUUCUCUGACCAAGCAAUAUGCCGCACAGUCCGGCACGACCGUCUACGGCACGACGCGUUCCAAGGCUGGCCCGGAAAAAGGGUUUCCGGAGAGUGUCAAGUGGCUGCCGGAGGUCGACCUGAUGGAUUCCAAGGUUGGUGACCACUUGGUCAGUUUGCUGGGCGGCUCGAAGCCGUUGUCGGCCGUGAUUAUCACGGCGGGCUACUUCGUGACCGAAGACCUCAGCGCCGAAAAGGGCCCGAACUGGUCCGAAGAACAACGCAUGUACACGACCAGCUCCAUAGCACCCGUCUUCAUUGUCAAUGCCCUGGUGCAUGCCGGCUUGCUGCAGAAGGACUCCAAGAUUGUGCUCGUUUCGUCAGAGUCUGGGAGCAUCACUCUCAGGCACGAGAAAGAAGGCGGCGGCAACUAUGCGCACCACGCGAGCAAGGCUGCAUUGAACAUGGUCGGCAAGUUGCUGAGUCUCGACCUCAAGGAGAAGGGCGUCAUCGUCAGUAUCGUCCAUCCGGGCUUCAUGCGGACCGAGAUGACCAAAGGCGUCGGCUUUGAUAAGUACUGGGAUGACGGAGGUGCCGUGACGCCCGACAAGGCGGCCGACAGUCUCAUCGCCUGGACAGACAAGCUCGACAUUUCCAAGACAGGCGAGUAUUGGGCGCCGAGAGGACCGGAGGACAAGACAUGUUGA
Colletotrichum chrysophilum is the source of this 729-nucleotide messenger RNA. RefSeq lists its product as uncharacterized. Gene Ontology annotation, molecular function: oxidoreductase activity, acting on the CH-OH group of donors, NAD or NADP as acceptor. The transcript has 4 exons. The record is from RefSeq and is a predicted model, not a curated record. Bases 1 to 729 code for a protein of 242 amino acids. Lineage: Eukaryota; Fungi; Ascomycota; Sordariomycetes; Glomerellales; Glomerellaceae.